Molecule: messenger RNA, 420 nt
Organism: Aspergillus pseudonomiae
Lineage: Eukaryota; Fungi; Ascomycota; Eurotiomycetes; Eurotiales; Aspergillaceae
Exons: 1
Coding region: 1-420 (139 amino acids)
Source: RefSeq, a predicted model, not a curated record
AUGAACCAGGAACCCCUAUCCCCACCUUCAGAGCCCACGCCUUCCCCCACAACCAACCCGGUCCCCUUGGGCUCACCUCAGCGCACGACCCCAAUACAUCCUCUACUUCCCGAAGUCCGCGUCCCCGGCGAGCCGUUACCGCCGCACAAAUACCACCCGGUUACUUGUAUUCAAAUUGAUGCGGAAUCUGAGGACAUCCGCGCUCAGCUUGAGCAAUUACGUCAAGAAUACACAUCGCCGGAAGCAGCUCUGAAAGCACAGGAACAGGCUGCCAGAGAAGUAAAACAGAAGAUGGAGGACGCCGAGAGGAAACGCGAAGAUGUUCAAAAAGCGAUGGACAAGAAGAUCAAGGAAAGAAACACCGAAAUGAAAGUUCUGUCGAAAUAUCAAGAAGUGAAAGCGUCGGAUAUCCCAGCUUGA